AACAACCUCCAAUCGAAUUCACUGCUUAGCUCAGCUACCACGAUUAUACUAUGUACUAUAAGUAGUAAUUUAACCGAUUCGCUCUCGAUCCGGAGGGGAACAGUUUCGACAACAUCUGUGCGUAAUAACGCACACGUGCGCACGUCUAUUGACCAUCCGCGACUCUCGGGCACAGAUCUGCUACAAAUCGGUCGGAACGGAAUUUUUUAAUUAGAACAUUUUCUAGACGAUAGAUCGAUCGACGCGAGGGCACUUUUGGCAAUAUUUUUUUCUAUAGAUAUGCACGAGAAACGUGUGAAAUCGAGGGUGCACAGUUGCACGCGCAUCCUAGUAUAGAUGAAUACUUAACGAUAGCGAAUAGGGCUAGACGAGUUUAGUUGCGCGGCACACGUCGUCGGCACACCGAGGUCCGCUCGCGCAUACGUCGACCUGUACUACUGUGCACCGAGUCUCUCUCUCUCUCUCUCUCUCUCUCUCUCUCUCUCUCUCAACUUUCUUACGAUUCUGUCCCGUGUGUGCCACUCGGUUCCGAGACCGAGUGUUCGGAGAACGUUUAGGAACGAUAGAGUGGUGGUGGUGGUGAAUAAUGGUCGAUAUUCAGGCAUGGCAGAACGACUACUUGCGUGGAACAGGAAUGGAGAUGUACACGGAAACACUGAGCCCGACGUUCAUCGGGAUGCCGUUCGCUAAAGCAACCGAGUUGUGCUUCACCAAACUGAAGCUACUGUUGCUGGCGAUCGAGAUAAAAGGAGAGGCCGGCGGUGGCGACAGCAAGAUUUCUAUUAAUCCGCGUGGAGCUAAAAUCGUGGCCAACACUCAGGGAUUCUUCAUUGCUCAAUCGGCCGACGAGGUGAAACGGGCCUGGUUCUACUGCAAAGCCUGCCACGAGGAGAUAAAGGACGAAACGUUAAUAAAGAAGUGCAAAUGUAAAAAUUUGGGGCAGCAGCAACGCUCCUGGGGCCGAGAUUUAGUGACCACGUUCAGGAAAGGCGUACGAGCCGUUCAAAUGGUCGGAAGAACAAGCGAAGACUUCUCUUACGCAAACGACCACCACCCUCCCCCAACCUUCACUCCGCCAGAACUGCCCAAGAUGGUUCACGUAAGAGGUGAGAGUCGCGACCGAGACGAUCCGAACGUGAUGAGAAAUCAUCGAAACUCCUCCGUCGGGAUGACGAUGAUGAACUCGACGAAACAAGUGAACAAAGUGAAACCUAACGUCAAUCGAAUGACGAACGAUAGUCUAAGCAGUCCUAAUCAACCAUACAAUCAACGGUCGCAAGAGGAGUCGUCUGGAUAUCCUGGCUACCAUCUCGCCUACGAAGUUAAAAAGCUCAUGCCGACUAGUAGAGGAUCAGGAGGAGGUAACGUGAACAACAACGGGGGCCUCCAAGUGGGGAUCGCCGAUGACCAGGCCAAGGACUUUGACUUCGAGAAAACUGAAAUGAAGUACGACUCUACGGGCAUGUUCCAUUGGAGCCCGUCGAGGAACCUCGAAGACUGUAUUCUGGAUAGGAACCAGGCGGCUAUGACCGUUCUAAACGGUCACGUAGUCGUCUGUUUAUUCGCCGACCCGGAUUCACCGCUCAUCGGUCUCAGGAAUCUGGUGAUGCCUCUAAGAGCAUCGAAUUUUCAUUACCACGAGCUGAAGCACGUGGUGAUCGUCGGCUCUGUCGACUACAUACGACGGGAGUGGAAAAUGUUGCAAAACCUGCCCAAGAUAUCCGUGCUCAACGGUUCGCCGUUGAGCAGAGCGGAUCUACGCGCCGUUAACGUUAAUUUAUGCGAUAUGUGCUGCAUUUUGUCGGCUAAAGUGCCUAGUAACGAUGACCCAACCCUCGCCGACAAGGAAGCUAUCUUGGCAUCCCUGAACAUCAAAGCGAUGACUUUCGACGAUACCAUCGGUGUCCUGAGUCAAGUUGGCAGCCCCAUUGUUUUACAGCGACGUGGAUCCGUCUACGGUGCCAACGUCCCGAUGAUAACAGAGCUGGUGAACGAUAGCAACGUACAGUUCCUCGACCAGGACGACGACGACGACCCGGACACAGAAUUAUAUCUCACCCAGCCUUUCGCCUGCGGCACUGCCUUCGCUGUCAGCGUUCUCGACUCUCUAAUGUCAACAACCUAUUUUAACCAAAACGCAUUGACCCUCAUACGAUCCCUGAUCACCGGAGGAGCUACCCCCGAGUUGGAGUUGAUCCUAGCCGAGGGGGCUGGCCUGAGAGGUGGUUACAGUACGCCGGACAGUUUGGCUAAUAGAGAUAGGUGCCGAGUCGGACAAAUAGCGCUGUACGACGGGCCGUUGGCUCAGUACGGCGAAGGAGGGAAGUACGGCGAUUUGUUCGUCGCCGCGUUAAAGUCGUACGGGAUGCUAUGCAUUGGACUGUACAGGUACAGGUUUCGAGACACGAGCUCGUCGUGCGACGCCUCGUCGAAACGAUACGUGAUCACAAACCCGCCGGACGAUUUCACGUUACUGCCCACAGACCAGGUGUUCGUGCUGAUGCAGUUCGACCCUGGCCUGGAAUACAAGCCGAGCAGAGGCAACCGCGGCAAGGACGACGCCUCCUGACUGUUGCUGUGUAGCGCCCUGACCGACGGACCCUACUCCUACAUCUAAAGAUCAUCCUUAAAUCUGAUCCACAGAUCGAAGAUCGACCGAGGUCGAUCGAGGACGAAGGAAUUAGAACUCCGCAGAAGAAGCCUGGAACCCUCCCGUGAGCCCUUUUUGAAACGAGCGAAGGACACACGGGUUGAACACACGAAACAAGUGGAAUCUGGAAGGAGGGCGAAGAGGAGGAUCGAGAAAGGGCUGACGGGACUGAAGUCGAGACAAUGGAUGAGACGGUCCGAGGGUAGCUACACACACACUCAACGAAUCAUUAUUAUUUAAAAGAAACGAAAGAAACAUAAAUUAUAUAAUAUACGAUAUUGUAUAAUCUUCGAAAGGAGAAAAUGGACUGAAGAAGAAACUAUAUGAAUUCUAGAGAGCGAGACUAAUAACAAGAGGAGAACGAGACG
This is a messenger RNA of Ceratina calcarata, 3018 nucleotides long. Its product is annotated as calcium-activated potassium channel slo. Bases 587 to 2569 code for a protein of 660 amino acids. The transcript is spliced from 19 exons. Gene Ontology annotation, biological process: potassium ion transmembrane transport. The record is from RefSeq and is a predicted model, not a curated record. Gene Ontology annotation, cellular component: postsynaptic membrane. Gene Ontology annotation, molecular function: large conductance calcium-activated potassium channel activity. Lineage: Eukaryota; Metazoa; Arthropoda; Insecta; Hymenoptera; Apidae.